Trichoderma citrinoviride is the source of this 3456-nucleotide messenger RNA. RefSeq names its product cysteine proteinase. Gene Ontology annotation, cellular component: cytosol; nucleus. Bases 1 to 3456 code for a protein of 1151 amino acids. Gene Ontology annotation, biological process: regulation of protein stability; protein deubiquitination. The record is from RefSeq and is a predicted model, not a curated record. The transcript has 11 exons. Lineage: Eukaryota; Fungi; Ascomycota; Sordariomycetes; Hypocreales; Hypocreaceae. Gene Ontology annotation, molecular function: protein binding; cysteine-type endopeptidase activity; cysteine-type deubiquitinase activity.
AUGCACUACAACGUUCCCUCCCCCAACGAGAUGGUGGUCGACACCGACGACUAUGUCGGUGUCCCCAACGCCCCGGAUAAAGAUUCAGUGACCAUGAUCAGUCCCGAGGGCGGACCCGAGCAGGAGGCGGAUCAGCUACAAGAUCUGCCUCUGGCUAACGACUACGAAGCCAUGAGGGAGAUCGUUCUCCCACCGCUGCUUGACGAACCCAAGAUCCUCGAAGACGCCCACCAUACAUGGACAGUUGAGAACUGGCGAAGCCUUGGCAAACGAGAACAUGGCCCCAUAUUUCACGCUGGUGGCUAUCCAUGGCGCAUCCUCCUGUUCCCCCACGGAAACAAUACUGAUCAGUGCUCGAUUUACUUGGAGCAUGGGUUCGAGCCCGAUGCGAUUCCCGAGAAUUGGAGUUGCUGCGUGCAGUUUGGCUUGGUACUUUGGAACCCUAAUGACCCCAGCCUAUACGUCAACCAUGCCGCGCAUCACCGCUUCACUAAGGAAGAGGGCGACUGGGGAUUUACCCGCUUCGUCGAGAUCAGGAGGAUGUUCAACGUGCCUUGGGAAGGAGACAGCCGCCCGCUGGUCGAGAACGACACCGCCAACAUUACCGCUUACGUCCGCUUCGUUGAGGAUGAGACUGGUGUGCUCUGGCACAACUUCACCAACUACGACUCCAAGAAAGAAACGGGCUACGUUGGCCUCAAGAACCAGGGCGCCACGUGCUACCUCAACUCCCUCCUCCAGUCGCUAUAUUUCACAAACGCUUUCAGAAAGGCCAUCUACGAAAUCCCAACCGAGAAUGAAGAGAAUAUGCAAAACUCUGCCUACGCUCUACAGCGUCUUUUCUACCAACUGCAGACGUCCGAGCAGGCUGUUGGCACGAAUGAAUUGACAAAAUCCUUUGGCUGGGAGACGAGACACAUCUUCGAGCAGCAAGACGUGCAGGAGCUGUCACGAAAACUCAUGGAGCGCAUGGAAGAGAAAAUGAAGGGCACAAAGGCCGAAAAUGUACUCCCGGAGCUCUUCAGUGGCAAGAUCAAAACCUACAUCUCAUGCAUCAAUGUGCCCUACGAAUCGAAGCGCAUUGAGGAUUUCUGGGACAUUCAGCUCAAUGUCAGCGGAAACAAGAACCUCUUGGAAAGCUUCCAGGAUUAUAUCCAAGUCGAGAAAAUGGACGGAGAAAACCAGUAUUUUGCCGGCGACGAGUACAAAUUGCAAGACGCCAACAAGGGCGUCAUUUUCUGCAGUUUCCCCGACGUGUUGAACCUCCAGCUCAAGCGUUUCGAAUACGACAUCCAGAGAGACAUGAUGAUGAAGAUCAAUGACCGCUACGAGUUUCCCGAAGUCUUUGAUGCCUCCCCCUACCUCAUGGAAGAGGCCGACCGCUCAGAGCCUUGGAUCUACCAGCUGCACGGAGUCCUUGUCCACAGUGGCGACCUGAAUGCCGGACACUACUAUGCGUUUAUUAAGCCAUCAAAGGACGGCUGGUUUUAUAAAUACGAUGACGACAAGGUCACAAAGGCCACUCUCAGAGAGGUCUUGGAAGAGAAUUUCGGCGGAGAAUAUCGACCCCCUCACGGCUAUCCCAGGGCACCUCUCCAAAAGAAGGCCCCUAUCAUGCGCCAGAACAGUGCUUACAUGUUGGUGUACAUUCGUCAAUCCCGCCUUGACAAAGUCCUCUGCCCAGUUACCAAGGAAGACACCCCAGCACUCCUCCGGGAACGCUUUGAGGAGGAAAAUGCUCUGAGAGAGGCUCGUCGACGCGAACAAAAGGAAGCGCAUCUGUACAUGAUGGCCAAGGUGAUCACCAAUGAAACGUUUGCCAAGUACGGAGGCACCGACCUUUGUGUCUUUGAUGCCAACCCCGAAGUUGAUCCCGCUGCCCCCAAGCUGUAUCGCAUUCGUCGAGCUACGCCCAUGCACGAGUUUGUCGCCCAGGUAGCUUCCGACAUGGGCCAGGAUCCUUCUCGCGUCAGGUUAUGGCUGAUGGUGAAUCGCCAAAACAAGACAAUUCGACCGGAUCAGCCAAUCAUGGACCUCAGGCCAACUGUCGAAGAGAUCUUUUCUCGUUCCGCCGCACACAGAGACACAAGCUUGCGCGUUUGGGCAGAAGUCGCCAACGAGGUCAACGAAAAUGGCGAGCCAGUCUGGCCAUCAUAUCAAAGCCAGCCAAAUGGCGUCGUCGUAAAGAACGACACCAUACUCUUGCUAUUGAAGCACUUCGACGUGGAAAAGCAAACUCUGGAAGGCGUGGGCCAUAUUUACAUUAGCAAAGAGAAGAAGGUCGACGAGCUGGUUCCCAUGAUUCUUCAGAAGAUGGGCUGGGGCGACAAGCUCUCUUCCGACGAGAAAUUGCUAAUGUGGGAGACUCUCAAAGCUGCCGAGCUUCAAGAUGGUGAUAUCAUUUGCUUCCAACGCACAUCCGACAAGAAGGCGGAGAAUGGGCGCGUUGCAGACAAGGCAUCCCAAGAAGCAAACAAAUGGUCGGACCGCGUCGAGGAUGCUCGUGAAUACUAUGACUUCCUUGAACAUAAGCGAACCAUCAAGUUUCACGCUCACCCUACCAGAUCCGACCCCGCACAAUACCCCCCAUUCGAGCUUGUCCUCAACUCAAAGAUCACCUACGACGUCUUGGUUGAGCGCGUUGGCGCUCACCUUCAAGCUCCCUCAACACAUAUCCGGUUAUGGACGGUUAAUGCAAGCACGAAUAACCCCAAGACUCCCGUAAGACGGGGCACAAAUCCCACACUGCGACAGAUCUUGAGUCCCAUGGGCUCCAAUACGCUGAAUGCGACGCAGAGGAACGAUGCUUUCUACUUUGAGGUGCUGGAGAUGAGCUUGGCUGAGCUUGAUACCAAGAAGAAUAUCAAAGUCACAUGGUUGAGCGAGGGUAUCACAAAAGAGGAACAAUUCGACUUGCUGGUAUCGAAGACUGGGACCAUAGAGGACUUGAUACAAGCAUUGGUCAAGAAGGCCAAGAUUCCAGACGAGGCCGAAGGCGGACGGAUACGGGUCUACGAAACGAGUUCUAACAGAUUCUAUCGGGAACCAGCUCGUGACCAGCCUGUCAUGAACCUCAACGAGUAUACCCAGAUCUUUGCCGAGCGAAUUCCGGAAGAAGAGAAGGCGGCCGAUGAGAACAACUUCAUUCACGUCUUCCACUUCCAGAAUGAAGUCAACAGAGUCCACGGCGUUCCGUUCAAGUUCCUUCUCGUGGAGGGCGAGAAAUUUGCCGACACGAAGAAGAGGCUUGAGAAGAGGACAGGUAUCAAGGGCAAGAGCUUCGAAAAGAUCAAGUUCGCUAUUGCAAGGAGGGCAAACUACUCGAAACCACAAUAUCUGAAUGAUGACGACGAGUUAUGGAACAUAGCCUCCUCUGAAGAUGACUACCUUGGUUUUGACCACCCAGAUAGAACGAGAUCGCUGAGGAACGGCGUUGGGGAUCUUUUCCUUCGUUAG